This is a messenger RNA of Parasteatoda tepidariorum (common house spider), 508 nucleotides long. The record is from RefSeq and is a predicted model, not a curated record. NCBI's taxonomy places the organism in Eukaryota, Metazoa, Arthropoda, Arachnida, Araneae, Theridiidae.
UCAAAUUUUCAAACGUGUCAAGCAUUUAUCUUCAGACCUUAGCAUUUGUUCAAAUUCUUCCUAAAGUUCAUAUUCGAUAACCUGUUGUUUUAAUUGGAAACAUCCCGUCACUAUCUUAAAUGCCAUGCAUUUGGAUAUAAAACAAAUUGAAAGACUACCCUUUCCUUACAAUACAAAUUGCACUGAUUACUUGAAACUAUGGGAGCAAAACAAUGGAACAGGCCCUUUGAAUCAAGAUUCAUGUAUCGAAUAUUGUAAGUUAAGCAGGCUAAGGUCAAACGGUUGGUGUGUUGACGAAUUUACUACAUAUGAACCUCACACGGAAAAAAUUUGUUUCGGAAAUCUCGAAAGUACUACAGGUGAUAUUAGUAAGAAUUGCAGUGAUAUUUGCCAACCUGCAUGCCUAGAAUAUGAAUAUGAUGUUAAAUAUGAAGAAGCUUAUAUGGAAACAAAUAAUGUAGAGGAAUUUAGAUUUUCACCUUCUAAUACGGGUUUAGCACAAAACUAA